AAAAAGAGAGAAGGAGAAGAGGCCGCCUAAAUUGGUGCAGUAGUGAAAAAGUGGAAGGCUGAUGGUAAGAGUGAAAAGGUGAGAGUACACGACUGAGUUCUAAAAAGUAAGUUGUUAUACCAAGUGGAAAAAGUAAAAAAGGACAACAAAUUGAUUUCUAAUUCAAAAAUGAAAAACCUUAAACAUUUUGAUCCUUCAAAUCUCAGAUGCAAAUAGACAUAUUUCCACUACAACAACAACAACAACAACUUGGCAUCGGUCCCGAACAAGUGGGUCGUCUAUAUGAAUGCUCACUAACCAUGUUUCUCCAUUUAUACUUUAUUUUCCACUAUGAUAUGUAUUUUCCUUUUUACUAUGUUGUUGCGAACAUAAGAGUAAGUUUUUCGCUCAGUUCAGUGGCCUAUUCUUGAGAACCGCAACUGAACCUGCUACCCAAGUUUCUUAAAAAUGUCAAAAGAAACUGACCGAAACCAUAUUAGUAGAACCACUACAGCUGGAAUGAAUGCUUCUAUCUGACUUUUUGGAAUAAUUGAAUAAUGAACGCCUCUGACUGAUUGCAUCAUUUCCUUGACUCAAUACACUGCAUUUCAACUUCUGCAAGACCUAGGAGUUGAAGAACUUCCUGUUCAGUGCUGGCUGUUGGUUAAUUUUCUUUACUAGUGCAUAUUGAGCUGCAAAUCAUGUCAUCAGUUUUUAUUCCUCGUUGCAACCACUUUUUCCUGAGCAUGUAUAGUAGCUCUUACCCAAUUUGUUUGAAGAGCUUUCAGGCAGAUAUUGCUGUGACUGACAGUGCUCUGGCAUUUUUUUGGUUGCUAGUAUUUGAGAAAACAUAUGUGGUUGCCAAGAUCUAUCAAUAAUUAGGUUGUGAAGAUAAUGAUUCCCUGGAAAACUCUACAACAUGGAUGCAUUUUCCUGGCAUUGCACCUUUGUUGUCGUUGUCGAGCCUGAUGAAGAUUGCCUUGAAAUUUGCUGCAUUUUCCAGCAACAUCACUAAACAUUUGCUAACAGUCUAAACCCCCAGACUUUUGACUAUCAGUUAGAAAGUGAUUAAAGAACAGUCUAUUUUAUUUUGAAUUAAAUUGCAGAUGGGGAAAUGAUAUCUUUCGUGUUUAUAUGCUGAACUGUUAUCAUCAAUCAUCAUACAAGUUGAACGUUCAAAAUAUGCUUUCAUGAGCAACAGUCUAUUUGUUUCCCAGUAUGUUAACAUUGAAUCACCACCUUCUAUGCAUCCAUGCAAAAAGAUAUGCGACGUAACAGGAUUCGAGGCACCAUAUUUUGACCCAAGAACUAAACUCCGUUAUGCUAACACUGAGGUUUUCAAGAUAAUAAGAUCGCUUCCUAGUGACUAUGUUCAGAGGUAUUUGGCUCUCAGAAAUGCAGCUGUUGUUUUGAAAUAGGUGCAGUACGAGAAAUAGAUAGUUGUAAACUUAGGUGGAAAGUAGAGUACGUUUGAAGUUAUAGUUUCUGAAUGCUCAAUGCAUAAGUUAUACUUUUAGACUUGUACUAAGAGAAGAAAUCAAAAAGCUUAGUUUUGUUAGAUCUCUUAAAGUUGCUAUAGGUAUAAGUACUGAAUUGGUCCUUGAUCUCUAGAAACUCUUUUGCUUAUCUACUCUGCGCUUAGCUAAUCAUGGAUUCCGAUAAUAUUACCCUGAA
Molecule: messenger RNA, 1653 nt
Organism: Nicotiana tabacum (common tobacco)
Lineage: Eukaryota; Viridiplantae; Streptophyta; Magnoliopsida; Solanales; Solanaceae
Source: RefSeq, a predicted model, not a curated record